AUGGGUAUUCCAAAGUUUUUCAGAUUUAUAUCGGAGAGAUGGCCAUUGAUCUCACAAUUAAUUGAUGAGAAUCAAAUACCGGAGUUUGAUAAUUUAUAUCUUGAUAUGAACUCAAUUUUACAUACUUGUACACAUUCAAAUGAUGGAUCAAUAACAAGAUUAUCAGAUGAUCAAAUGUAUGCUUCCAUAUUUAAUUAUAUUGAACAUUUAUUUAGUAUAAUAAAGCCUCAAAAGACAUUUUAUAUGGCGAUAGAUGGUGUUGCCCCCAGAGCUAAAAUGAAUCAACAAAGAGCAAGAAGAUUUAGAACAGCAUAUGAAGCAGAAUUAAACCUUAAGAAAGCAAUUGAAAAUGGUGAAGAAAUUCCAAAAGAAGAUCCAUUUGAUUCAAAUUCUAUAACACCUGGUACGGAAUUUAUGGCAAAAUUAACAGAAAAUUUAAAAUACUUUAUACAUAAGAAAAUAACAGAGGAUUCUCAAUGGUCAAAUAUUGAGAUUAUUUUAAGUGGUCAUGAAGUACCAGGAGAAGGUGAACACAAGAUUAUGGAAUUCAUUAGAUCAGUGCGAGCUCAACCAGACUAUGACCCCAAUUUAAGACAUUGCAUAUAUGGAUUAGAUGCUGAUUUAAUUAUGUUAGGAUUAGUAAGUCAUGAUCCACAUUUUGCAUUAUUAAGAGAAGAAGUUAAAUUUGGAGGCAAAUCAUCAUCAUCUUCAGGACCAAAAGAUGUCACAGAAACAAAUUUUUUCCUUUUACAUUUAAGUUUAUUAAGAGAGUAUUUAUCUUUGGAGUUCAAAGAAAUUGAAGAUGAUUUAUCAUUUGAAUAUGAUUUUGAAAGAAUUUUGGAUGAUUUUAUAUUGAUUAUGUAUGUUAUUGGUAAUGAUUUUUUACCUCAUUUACCUGAUUUACAUAUAAAUAAAGGUGCAUUCCCGUUAUUAUUAUCAACUUUCAAGCAAACUUUAGUACAAUCAGAUGGUUAUAUGAAUGAGGAUGGUAAAAUAAAUUCAAGAAGAUUGAAUAUUUGGGUACAUCAUUUAUCAGAGUUUGAAUUUGAAAAUUUUGAAGAAAAAGAAGUCGAUAUUGAAUGGUUUAAUAAGAAGUUGGAAGAUGUCUCAAUUAGUGGGGAGAAGAAAAGGAAAAAAAUUGGUAAAUUAUUGAUUUUAAAAGAGCAAAAAAAAUUAGUUGGAUUUAUAAAGCCAUGGCUUAUGGAAAUUUCAACUCAACCACUUUCGACAAUUAUUGAAUUAGCAAAUGAUGAAAAAUUACCAACUUUGAAAUUAGUAAAAGAGGAUGUUGAAAAUAAUUUGGACUUUUUAAAAAAAUUUGCUCUACAAGCUGGAUUUCUCAUCAUACAUUCAAAAUCUGAAGAUAAUUAUGUUGCCAAAUUUGAUGUUGAUGGUUUACCAACACUUGAAUCCGAUGAAGAAUAUGAAGAGAGAAUUAACGAAGUUAGAAAGACAAUCAAAACUUAUCAAUCAGCACAUUUGAUUGACAGUGAAGAUGUAUUGAAUGACACCAAAGAAGUUUAUCAAAAGAAGUUCAAAGAUUGGAAGAAUGAUUACUAUGAAGAUAAAUUACAUUUUAAUAUUGAUGAUACAGAAAAAUUAAUAGAAUUGACUGAACAUUAUAUUGAAGGUUUGCAGUGGGUGUUGUAUUAUUAUUACCGUGGUUGUCCUUCAUGGAAUUGGUAUUACAAGUAUCAUUAUGCGCCAAGGAUUUCAGAUAUAUCAGUAGGUUUAGAAGCGCUUAUAGAUAAAGGUGUUGAUUUAACAUAUGAUCCAUCCCAUCCUUUUAAACCAUUUGAACAAUUGAUGGCUGUUUUGCCCGCAAGAUCAAGAAAAUUAAUGCCAGCAGUUUACAGACAAUUAAUGAUUGAGGAGCAUUCACCAAUAAAACUGUUUUAUCCAGAUGAAGUUGAUGUUGAUAUGAAUGGUAAAACUGCAACUUGGGAAGCAGUUGUAUUAUUGGACUUUGUUGAUGAAAAAAAAUUAAUUGAAGUAUUAAAACCAAUUGAAGAUAAAUUAACACCGGAGGAAACUAAGAGAAAUUCUUAUGGGUUUAAUGUUAAAUUUAUUCAUAAUCCACAAAUUGAUAAAGUAUAUUCAUCUCCAUUACCUGGAUUUUUUCAUGACGUUGAACAUGAUAAAUGUUAUGAAGAAGUUUUCCAAUUAGCUAAAGUUGAUGAUUAUAGAAUUGGUAAAAUUGAAGGUGCUCGUUAUGGAACGGAUUUAUCAGCUGGUUUUCCAACAUUACAAUCAAUUUCUUUCUCAAGUGAAUUAGCUCAAAAUGAAGUUAAAAUUUUUAAUUUUUCAUCGAAAUCCGAAACUAUGAUUUUAAAUAUUGAAAAUAUUUGGUCAGACUUAUCAGUAAAGCAAUUUGCUCAAUCUUUUGUUGGAAGACUAAUUUAUAGUAAUUGGCCAUUUUUAAGAGAAUGUAAAGUUGUUAAAGUAUUGGAUGAUGAAUAUAAAUACGAAUCAGUGAGAAACGAAAAGGGAUUCAAGAGCGUUAUAUCAAAUGAAUUAACUAAUGAAGACAGAAGACAAUUUAAAUCUGAUGUAUCCAAUUUGAAGUAUUCUUGGGACAAAACCAAGGGUGUUAAAUUAGGUCCAAUUGAAGUUUUAUUAUAUGUUCAACCAGUUAAUGGUCUUAUUAGAAAUUCAAAAGGUGCUUAUGUUAAAACUUACUCAAAAGAAAUGGAAGUAUAUCCAAUUCAGUUAAUUGUCAAAGAAGUAUCUCAUAAAGAUCCAAGAUUUGCUACUAGACCUCCAUUGCCAAUAGAACAAGAAUUCCCAAUUAAUUCUCAAGUUACUUUCCUUGGUGAUAUGGGUUAUGGUGCACCAGCACAAGUUGUUGGAUAUAAUGGUGAUAAAUUGAGUAUCAAAAUUUCGAAAAUUUCAUCAGUUGCUGAACCAAAUAUAGGUAAAAAGAGAUUAUUUACUGAAUCAAAAGAAAUUCAAUAUGUCCCAUCAUUCGAAGUUGCUAAAACUUUGAGGAUUAACCCAUUAUUAUUGUCGAAAAUUACAAGUCAAUUUAUGGUUCAAGGUCCAGAUAAGAAAAUCAAUGUUGGAUUAGAAUUAAAAUUUGAAAGUAAAAGACAAAAAGUUUUAGGUUAUACAAGAAAAUCAUAUAAUGGUAAAUUCUGGGAAUUUUCUCCAUUAGCUAUAAAUUUAAUUAACACUUAUAAAAAUAAAUUUCCAAAAUUAUUUAAUAAUUUAUCUGAAGUUGGUGGUUCAGAAAUUCCUCAAUUAGCAAGAAUCUCAAGCCCUGAAGAAAUUCAACAAGUCAAAAAAUGGUUGAAAGAAGUUAAAGAAGAUUUAAUUCCUGUUUCAUUAGAAAGUCAAUCAUUAACCAAAUUUAGUUUUGCUGCUAUUGAACAAUACAUGGAAAAUUACAUUUUGAACACUAUCCCAUUCAUCAACAAAGAUAUCAGAGGUGUUCCAAGAAAUGCAAUCUUGAAUGCUAGUGAAUCAUAUCAAUUACUAAGUGAACAAAAAUUCGAAUUAGGAGAUAGAGUAUUAUAUGUUCAAGAUUUUGGUAAAGUCCCAAUUUUAUCAAAAGGUACAGUUGCUUCUAUUUUCACAGUUGGAUCAAAAACUUCAUUAGGUGUUAUAUUUGAUGUUCCUCAAUUAAGUGGUAAUACCAUGAAUGGAAAAUUAACAACUAAUCGUGGUUUAAUGAUUGACUCUUCAUUGGUCUUGAAUUUAACAAAUAAACAAUUUGUUUAUCAUUCUAAAGCAUCAAAGACUAGAAAACCAAUGAGUGAAGAUGAAAAAAUAGCCAAGAUUAAACAACAGCAACAACAACGUCAACAACAAUAUCAACAACAAAAAGAAGCUCAAUCACAAUCACAACCGAGGGAACAAGAAGGUCCAAAACCACCGAAGAAGAUUUUACCAAGAGUUGACAAAAAAGAUGAUGCUAAGCCUAAAUUCACCAAAAAGACUUCUCCAUCAGCCAAGGAUCAACCAAAAGAUAGAGAAGAACCUUCGAAAAUAAAACCUACAAAUGAAUUAUUAUCAUUAUUGAGAAAAAAGAAAUCAAAUGAUUUGUCAAAGGGAGAGAAAGAAGAACCAACAAAAGUUGAUAAAUCUGAAGAAACAUCAGAUGAUUCUAAUUCACGUAAUCCAAAUGCUAUCAAACAAGUUUAUAAUCAAAUUUAUUCAAAUGUAAUGAAUCCAGCUACCCAACCUCAACCACAACCUCAUCAACAACCAAUGUUUAAUGGACCUCAAUAUGGUCAACCUAUGCCAGCACCACCUCAUUUUGUUCCAAAUUUUGCAUAUCCUCCACAACCAUACCCACAACAAUUCCAGCACCCAACAUCAACUCAGCAUUAUCAAGUGGAUGGAUAUAAUGGAAAUCAAGAGGGUGGUAGUGGUCAUCAAAAUGAAUUAAAUGGAGAUAAAAAGGAACCAAAUGCAAUUGAUAAAUUUUUAAUGAAUGCUAAAAAAGCUGAGCAAAAAGUUGAAGAAGGAGUUAAAGAAGUUGGUGAAAAAAUUGACAAGGCAGUCGAAAAAAAAGAAGACUAA
This is a messenger RNA of Lodderomyces jiufengensis, 4524 nucleotides long. RefSeq names its product chromatin-binding exonuclease (gene KEM1). The transcript has 2 exons. NCBI's taxonomy places the organism in Eukaryota, Fungi, Ascomycota, Pichiomycetes, Serinales, Debaryomycetaceae. Gene Ontology annotation, cellular component: nucleus. Gene Ontology annotation, molecular function: 5'-3' RNA exonuclease activity; RNA binding. Bases 1 to 4524 code for a protein of 1507 amino acids. Gene Ontology annotation, biological process: rRNA catabolic process; nuclear-transcribed mRNA catabolic process. The record is from RefSeq and is a predicted model, not a curated record.